AUGUCCUUGGACUUCUCACGAGACAGCCACAGGGCAGUUAAGCAGCUCUUCAUCACCGAGGUACCGCGAGCCCCUUGGUUCGUCCAAGGCCGGAUCUGGACCAGCAGACGGCGACUAAACACGGUUGCCCCAUUCUUCACUGUGAAGAGUAUCCUAAGUCUGUUGCUUAUGGGGAUGCCACAUCUACAUCUACAGCCGGGAACCCCCAACGAAGGCUGGGGUUAUGACUCCGUGGUGGAGCCCCUGCUAGAAUCCUCAAGACCCGCCAGACUGUUCAACUCUUUCUGUGUCGUGGAGAAGACACUGCAAUGCAGUUGUUCCUUUCACGGGAUCCCCACACCCUCUGUGCAGUGGUGGAUGGAUGGUGCUCCCCUGCAAGUGAACAGUGGGCAUGGUCACCUCCAGGUGACCUCUACCACACUUGGUCCCUGGGACAACAGCACCCUCAGCCUGGUCAAGGACCCAGAAAUGGGCACAGUCCUUCUUUGUGAGGGAAAGAACCAACAUGGAACCCAUGGUUUGAGCAUCCUACUGAUGUCGAGAAGGGGCCCUUUGGCUCCCCAGAUCUUCCUGAAAGCACUGCUCCAGGGUGUUGCCUAUGCAGCCAUGGCAACCACACUACUUUUCCUCUGCCUCCUCCCCUUCAUAGUGAAACUUCUCAGGACGCAGCAGGCAAAGAAGUAUGCACAGAUGGGAGCGCAGAUGGCCUCCAAGGCUGACACAGACGCAGAAUCCAGUGUGAAGCCCAAGGAGCCUAGGGAAUCCAGGACUGAGUCACCUUCUGGGAAGCAGCUCUCAGGAAAGGAAGAUAACCCGAAGCCAACGAAGCCUGUGGAAACUGCAUCACUUCCAAAGUUCCCAUUAUCCCCAGAACUACAAAAAUCCACGGAGACCCCAGAAACCCCAAUUCCAUAAUAAAC
Molecule: messenger RNA, 920 nt
Organism: Phodopus roborovskii (desert hamster)
Lineage: Eukaryota; Metazoa; Chordata; Mammalia; Rodentia; Cricetidae
Gene: Siglecl1
Product: SIGLEC family like 1
Exons: 7
Coding region: 1-915 (304 amino acids)
Biological process (GO): cell adhesion
Cellular component (GO): plasma membrane
Molecular function (GO): sialic acid binding
Source: RefSeq, a predicted model, not a curated record